Molecule: messenger RNA, 6716 nt
Organism: Arvicola amphibius (Eurasian water vole)
Lineage: Eukaryota; Metazoa; Chordata; Mammalia; Rodentia; Cricetidae
Gene: Jade2
Product: jade family PHD finger 2
Exons: 13
Coding region: 233-2947 (904 amino acids)
Biological process (GO): regulation of transcription by RNA polymerase II
Cellular component (GO): histone acetyltransferase complex
Source: RefSeq, a predicted model, not a curated record
CUUGGUUUAAAAAGAAACAGAAACAUACACAGGGGGUUGGUGAAUGGUGCCGACCGCGGCCAUCGCAGUUGGAGGCUAUUUUUUGGGGGGGUGAGUAGCGUCCAUGGAGUUACUUUGCGCCCACUCCUAGAGGCACCAGCUCAGGGAUGGAGGGCUGACCGUAUUCCCAGCAGGGGUGCGGGGCUUGGGGACGCUGCGGCCCGGUCGCCUCCCUCGCCACGACCCCGGAUGGAUGCGCGCCCCCCGCCCUCCCGCGCCGGCCCCAGGAGCUCCUGGCUUCGGGAGCAUCCUUCCCGCGCCGGCCCCCGCCGCGGCGCGUAGCCGAGGGCAGCGCCCCUCGGGAGGGCACCGCGGAGCAAGUGCCCCAAGCGAACACACCAAACCUCCAGGUCCAAUUGUCCCAUCUUCCUUGGGCGGGUUGGGACUCGCAGAGCAAUCCACUAAGCAGAUGGAAGAGAAGAGGCGAAAAUACUCCAUCAGCAGUGAGAACUCCGAUACCACUGACAGUCACGUGACAUCCACAUCAGCAUCAAGAGUGUCCAAACUGCCCAGCAGUACCAAGUUGGGCUGGCCCCGACAGGAACGAAAAGAGCCCUCCGAGGUUUUCCGGACAGACUUGAUCACAGCCAUGAAGAUCCCAGAUUCGUACCAGCUCAGCCCGGAUGACUACUAUAUUCUGGCGGACCCGUGGCGACAAGAAUGGGAGAAAGGUGUGCAGGUACCUGCUGGAGCGGAGGCCAUUCCAGAGCCUGUGGUGAGGCUCCUCCCACCACUGAAAGGUCCCCCUACACAGCAGUCCCCAGACAGCCCCACACUUGGUGAGGGUACCCAUCCUGACUGGCCAGGAGGCAGCCGCUAUGACCUGGAUGAGAUCGAUGCUUACUGGUUGGAACUCCUCAACUCAGAACUCAAGGAGAUGGAGAGGCCCGAGCUGGAUGAGCUAACAUUAGAGCGCGUUCUAGAAGAGCUAGAGACAUUGUGCCACCAGAAUAUGGCACAGGCCAUUGAGACACAGGAAGGGCUGGGCAUCGAGUACGAUGAGGACGUCGUCUGUGACGUGUGCCGCUCCCCUGAAGGCGAGGAUGGCAACGAGAUGGUCUUCUGUGACAAGUGCAACGUCUGUGUGCACCAGGCAUGCUAUGGGAUCCUCAAGGUGCCUACGGGCAGCUGGCUGUGCCGGACAUGUGCCCUGGGAGUCCAGCCCAAGUGCCUGCUCUGCCCCAAGCGAGGAGGAGCCUUGAAGCCCACCAGAAGUGGGACCAAGUGGGUGCACGUUAGCUGUGCCCUGUGGAUUCCUGAGGUCAGCAUUGGCUGUCCAGAGAAGAUGGAGCCCAUUACCAAGAUCUCACAUAUUCCAGCCAGCCGCUGGGCCCUGUCCUGCAGCCUCUGCAAAGAGUGCACAGGCACCUGCAUCCAGUGUUCCAUGCCUUCCUGCAUCACAGCGUUCCACGUCACGUGCGCCUUUGACCGAGGCCUGGAAAUGCGGACUAUAUUAGCGGACAACGAUGAGGUCAAGUUCAAGUCACUCUGCCAGGAGCACAGUGACGGGGGCCCUCGGAACGAGCCUACUUCUGAGCCCGUGGAGCCCGGCCAGGCCGUCGAGGACCUGGAAAAGGUGACCCUACGCAAGCAGCGGCUGCAGCAGCUAGAAGAAAACUUCUACGAGCUGGUAGAGCCGGCUGAGGUAGCCGAACGGCUGGACCUGGCCGAAGCGCUCGUGGACUUCAUCUACCAGUACUGGAAGCUGAAGAGGAGAGCCAAUGCCAACCAACCGCUGCUCACACCCAAGACCGAUGAGGUGGACAACCUGGCCCAACAGGAGCAGGAUGUCCUCUAUCGCCGCCUGAAGCUUUUUACCCAUCUGCGGCAGGACCUGGAGAGGGUUAGGAACCUGUGCUACAUGGUGACGAGGCGCGAGAGGACGAAACAUGCCAUCUGCAAGCUCCAGGAGCAGAUAUUCCACCUGCAGAUGAAGCUUAUGGAGCAAGACCUGUGUCGAGAGCCUCCUGGGAGACGAACAAAGGGCAAGAGGAGUGACUCAAAGAGGAAAGGCCGAGAGGGUCCCAAGGGCAGUAGCCCCGAGAAGAAAGAGAAAAUGAAGGCUGGGCCUGAAUCUGUCCUGGGGCAGCUGGGUCUUUCCACCUCGUUUCCCAUCGACGGCACUUUCUUCAAUAGCUGGUUGGCACAGUCGGUGCACAUCACGGCAGAAGACAUGGCCAUGAGCGAGUGGUCUUUGAACAGUGGGCACCGCGAGGAUCCCGCUCCAGGUCUGCUCUCCGAGGAAUUGCUGCAGGACGAGGAAACGCUACUCAGCUUCAUGAGGGACCCCUCACUGCGGCCUGGUGACCCUGCCAGGAAGGCCCGAGGCCGCACUCGCCUGCCUGCCAAAAAGAAACCACCUCCGCUUCAGGAUGGGCCCAGUGCACGGACCACUCCAGACAAGCAACCCAAGAAGCCCUGGGCACAGGAUGCUGGCAGUGGCAAGGGCACGCAAGGACCACCCACCAGAAAGCCUCCACGGAGGAACUCUUCUCAUUUGCCGUCCAGCCCUCCAGCUGGGGACUGUCCUGUUCCAGCAGCACUGGAAAGCCCCCCACCGCUGGCCUCCGAGACCCUGGAUGAGGCAGCCCUCGUGGCUUCCGACUUGAAUGUCCAAGUGCCUGGCCCUACAGUGAGCCCCAAACCCUUGGGCAGGCUCCGGCCACCCCGAGAGAUCAAGGUCAGUCGGAAACCUCCGGGCACUAGGUCUGACGCUGGGAUGGGACUGUCAUCUGCUGUGACCGAGAGGCCAAAGGUCAGCCUGCACUUUGACACCGAGGCUGACGGCUACUUCUCUGACGAGGAGAUGAGCGACUCUGAUAUAGAGGCAGAGCACGGUGGGGUGCAACGGGCUUCCAGGGAGGCAGGAGCAGAGGAGGUGGUUCGCAUGGGGGUACUGGCCUCCUAACUCACCAGGGCCCUGCCCUGGUCCCCCCCCACAGGGUCUCAGCCCAAUCACAACUGCCAUUUCCAACUGCUGAGUGUCCCAGACCCACCACUCUGUCGUGGUUUUAUUUUUAAUAUAGCGAGAGUUCUGAAUUCCACUCCGUUGUCUUUCCUCUGUGCUGGCCUAGGACAUUAGGAUUCCUCCCGUGGCCCUGGCCAGGGACUAUGCCAGGUUCUAUGUGCCACCCUGUCCCAGCCCACGCAACAUUGCCGGGCUUCUGGCUUGAUGUAGACAAGGUGAGGGAGAGCUCAGGGCUCCUGCCCACUGCCACUGGGUGACACAGACUGUCGUUUGGGCAUUAUUUCAUGGCAGAUGAGCCAUUCCAGGGCCUGCCCCGCCUUGUCCCCCAGAUUGCACUGGGGUCUGUUUUGGGUGUGGGGGAGGUGUCCUGCUGCACUCCACUGAUCCCUAAGGAAGAAUAAGGGGUGAUACCCAGUCUCUUCACUGUCACAAGCACAACGAGUUUCUAUGAGAAAGCACUGAAGGGGUGCAGGGGGCCCGCUGGCUCCCGAAUAGCCCACAACAUCUGAGGCCCGCCCGCCCACCCGCAACCCCCCCCUCCCUUGCUGCUCUGUCCCUGCCAGUGCCCAGCCCAAGCAGCUCUGGGAAGUGGUUCCCAGAAUCCUUCCUGAGCUGUGCUUUUACUCAGGGGACUCCCCAAACAGCCAACCACCCAUCUAGGUGGAAGGCUCCAAGGGAGGGCCAGUGCCCAGCCUGGGGCUUGGGGCUCAGAUCAGCCCACUGCAGAGAAUCACUCUGGGGCUUCAACUUCCUUUCUUCCUUUGGGGCCAGUCUUGGCCACCGUCUGCUCUCUCCACAUGGAGCUGGCCAGACCAGACCGUUUGCCUUUUGAAGUUUCCUAGUCCUGCUAAGAGAUGAGCUUCCUCUUUGGUUUCCUUCUGGAAACAUCCUUCCAACAAGUGUAGUGGGAUCCCGGGGCCCAGGGCAGGCCACUAUUGGCCUGCUGGGGCUGGUUGAAGUAUUGCUGGAUCUUCCUGUGUCCCUUUGUCCCUUGGCGCCUUAACCCCCUUUUCCUCCCUGACGUACCCUCUUUCCUACCCCUCUUCAAUCCCCCCUCCUCCAAGUCCCCAGGUAGUUCUGAAGAGUUUUGAUGGAGUGGCCCCAGGGUGAUAGCUCAGGGAACAAAGGAAUUCCGUGAAAACAUUGGAUUUUUUUCUUUUACGAAUUACUCUUGGGUCACUUCCACCACUGGUAAAGCCAGAACUUCUCCAACCAGAACCUUGCAAAAGUCCAGUGAACCAGUCGAAUCAUCCUGAGAAUGCCAAAGAAUAUUUUGACCAUAAUAUACAGCACAGCCUGGACCUGACAACUGUCGACUUGAACUUCCGUUUCAAAGGAGUUGAUUAGCAACAGAGUUCCGAGACUUGGUUAUUGCACACACCUACAGAAAAGGGCCCAAGGCCUCGGAGGAGGAGACCGCUGCCUGCCGCCGCCGCUGCUGCUGCUGCUGUUGAUUUAUGGUCCCUGGGCUGGGCCGCUGUGAGUAUGGUCCUAAACCUUGAGGACUCCCCCUUUUCUGGGGGGGGGAGAAUCCUGACUGCGAAUCCAGCGUGGUUCCCCCAUCGCCACUGCACAGAUACACGAAGAGCAAAUACACGGGACCUUCACCCACCUCGACUCCCAAAACUAUCAAGGUACGACGGUGAGUUUGAGCAAAAUCAGAAACAAAGAUAAUGACUUCCGUUUGGUGGAUUGGACAAAUAUGUCUGAUUUCAAUGGACUCUGAGGGCAUGGGGUGGACUCCAAGGAUCCUGGGCCUCGGGAUGGCAUCGGCUACCACCUAGACUUAGUCUGCCUGCCCAUCUUGGUAGUAGUGACAAUGUACUGUCGGCGUCAGCACCCCACCCCAGUCUCUUGUUUACUGCCUUUGAACAGACCUUCCUUAACCCUGUGCUUUCAGUCACUUCGGGUCGCAACCUCGUCUGCUGGAUUGCCUGGUGGUCUGACCUUUGGGGCGCAAAAGGAAUGGGGGCUUAAAGAACAACCAAACACUGUAGGGCGAGGGAGGGCAUGGCCCUGACCACUCCUUUCCACCCCAGCGCAGGGGCUGGGCUCUGUGGGUAGACAUUAGUGAUGAGUGGGGUGAAUUCGACCCCUUUUCCUGGGCCUCUGGCGCUCUUUCCCCAGGGCCUGGGCUGGGCAGGCAAGAGAGGCGCUUCAGAGAGCCUCUGUUUAUUUUGACCUCUGGGUUCUGGGCCUCUUGACAGCUGGCACAAUCUGUCCACUAGGUUCUGCCUGCCACGAAGCCCAGUUGUCUGUUACUAUGGCUGGUGAGCGGCCCCCUUCACUAGACCAAGCCCUAAGGCAGUCUUCAUCAGGCAGCUGUCUCCACCUCUGAGAUGUUCGUCAGGCCACAGGGAGGAUGAGAAUGCCCCAUUAGCCUCUCUCUUCCCCUUAGCUCCUCCCAGGCCACUGUCCAUGGUGUAGAUGGCUUUGCCACACUAUGACCAAGGCACCGUUUUCAGGCCAGAGGCAGUUCCCUUGCCCGCAUCCACUACCCCUCCUUAGGGGGGCAGAAACGGCUCUGUAACUCAUUCUGGCUAUCGUCCCCUUCCCACCAACCCUGGCUGCCUUCCACCUCAUUCCCUCUCACCACAGGACACAGGCUAACGUGCAAGGAGAGUAUUUUUUUGUGUAUCAUUAGGUAUGUUUUGAAACAAGUAAAGGAAAAGAUAGAUGCUCAUUUACUUUAUUAAAUGGGCUCUGACUUCGUACAUGGUGUGAAAAUCUGCAAUGGACGGGGCCACAGGUUCGCUGGAAAACCAGCCACCCAGGUUCCUGGGCAUCAGUGUUGGACUCUGAGUGAGUGAGUGAGUGAGUACGUGUGCGUGUGCGUGUGCGUGUGUGUGUGUGAACAGCAGAGCACUGUGCACAUAUGUGAGCAUGCGCGGACACCCUAUGGGACUUGCUAAGGUUUCUAAAGAGUCAACUAUCUGAUUCUAUAGGAACCUCGGCAGCAGGUUAGACAGGGUUUCCUCGCCAUUGCCACAUAUGGCCAACCUGUGCUCACGCCUGAAGCUCCGCAGAACAAUAUGUGAUAUCUGUAGUAAGGUCCUUGAGGCUACUCUCCCGCGCCCUUGGCCUAGCUGGCCACAUUGGCCAAAGAGCCAGAGGUGUUGGAGUCGGGGACUUUUGGUUGUUCUUUAAGGCCCUUCCUGCUGCCUUCCCUCGCGGACACAGACUUGUGCUCCAUCCAAAUCAUUUGGGGGUGGCGGUGGGGAGGGCGAUAUGAAUGUCACAGGAGGAGACACCUUCUGUCUUUGUUUCAAAGAAAGUGAUGUGCCAUUUGUUAAUAUACAAGAGAAAUAUUGAAAAUAUAUUGAAAAGAGCAAUUUUAAAUUAUUUUUGGCUUAUGUUGCAAUAUUUAUUUUCUUGUAUUAGAGAAGAUUCCUUUGUAGAGAAAAAUGUAUUUUUCAUUACCGCAAAGACCUAUUUCUCCUUUUUGUACAUUGUCCUUGUUCGCAACCCUUAACGAGCAAUAGAAUGUCCGGUCACCCGUGCGUGGCCAGUGCCCACUGUGCCCUGCAUGAUUGUGUUGCUACUGCUGCUGCUGCUGCUGCUGCUGCUGCAUAGUUUCCAGCCCUGUCCUGUCCUGCUCACUCACUGGGGCUUCUGGAUUGCAGCCCCCACCAGGGUCUGUGUCUAAGGAGCCCACUGCACUCCUUGUGUGUUGGCGAAUUCAGUUAAUAAAGCAAUGUUUUCUGUGCUG